Molecule: messenger RNA, 666 nt
Organism: Prorocentrum cordatum
Lineage: Eukaryota; Dinophyceae; Prorocentrales; Prorocentraceae
Source: the annotation of a GenBank genome assembly
AUGGUGCGCGACGGCUCGGGCAGCGCCGCCGUGCACGCCUGCAAUGCCUUCCACGUCCGGACGGAGGCGCUCGAAGGCUUCUACGAAUCUGCUGGAGCACUCGUCGCCUCCGCGCGCGCCGAGACCGGCUGCGCGUGCUUCAACGUGCGCCGGGAGUUGGACUGGGCGCGGCGCGUAUCGGACGAGUCGCAGCAGCUGGUCAUGGUGCACCAGGAGUGGCGCUCGGCGGGGGACCUGGAGGCACAUACGCGCUCUGCGCAAGCGCAACAAUUCGACCGAGCGCUUGUGGAGGGGUCGAUGCUGGCCUGCGCGCCGAACGUGAGCAUCUUCGGCCCGGCCAUGGGCCCCGACGAGCUGCGGGCGCUGGCCGGGCAGGUUCGCGCGGCCCUGGGCGAGCCUGGGGCGGCGGCCGCCUCCUCGGGGCCGCUGCCGCCGCGGCCCCCACCGCUCGCCGGGGCGGAGCAGCCGCAGCCUGGCCGCGCUCGUGCUGGCAGCCGCGAGCGCAGUGGCGGCAGCUCUCUCGCGCGCAGUGGCAGCGGCACAGCCGCUGGCUCCAGGCCUGGCAGCGCUUCCAGAGGGCGACCCGGCAGCGCGUCCCAGACCGGCUCCCGCGGCGCGGCCGGGCCCCGGGCCAGCAGUUCGAGCGCGGGCGCCGCGUGGCGCUAG